AUGGUUCAGUACCUGGUCAGUCUUAUAGACGUGUUCUCUCUUUGUGUACCACUCUCUUUGUUCUUGUCUCCCAGGCAUCUGUUUUCCAUCGCCAGUGUUUCCUACACCACCAUGAUGGAUGCUAAACACAACCAGUGCAUCAUCAUCAGUGGGGAGAGCGGGUCAGGGAAGACUGAAGCCACUAAAAUGGUCCUGCGUUACCUGACAGCUAUACAUCACAAACGCAACAUUACACAACAGAUUGAGAUCCUGGAGGCCACGCCCCUGUUGGAAUCCUUUGGGAAUGCCAAAACGGUCCGGAAUGACAACUCUAGCCGCUUUGGGAAAUAUGUGGAGAUAUUUCUGGAGGAGGGUGUGAUCAGUGGUGCCAUAACGUCUCAGUAUCUGCUGGAGAAGUCCCGCAUCGUCUUUCAGGGUAAAUCAGAGAGAAACUACCACAUCUUCUAUGAGAUGCUGUCUGGUCUGGAGCCUCACCAAAAACGAUCUCUUUACCUGCAAGAGGCGGAGACAUACUUUUACCUCAACCAGGGUGGUGACUGUGCCAUAGAGGGGAAGGAUGACGGAGCAGACUUCCGUCGCGUGCAGAGUGCCAUGGACAUCCUGUGUUUCAGUCCUGAUGAGCAGAACGGCAUCUGGAGACUACUGUCCUCCGUACUACACCUAGGGAAUGUUUACUUCCAGCCAUACCAGGCUGAAGGCCAGGAGGUGGCGACGGCGGUCAGUGAUCAGGAGAUCAGAGUGGUAGCUGAGCUGCUCCAGAUCUCUCCUGAGGGACUCAAGAAGGCCAUCACACACAAAGUCACGGAUACAGUCCGGGAGAAGAUCUACACUCCCCUGACAGUGGAGAGUGCUGUGGAUGCCAGAGACGCUGUUGCUAAGAUCCUGUACUCGCUGCUGUUUCAUUGGCUGACCGAGAAGAUAAAUGGGCGGGUCUAUCCUCGCAACGAGGCUCUGUCCAUCUCUAUACUGGACAUAUACGGCUUCGAGGAUCUGUUAUUCAACAGUUUUGAGCAGCUGUGUAUCAACUAUGCCAACGAGACGCUGCAGUUCUACUUCAACAAGAUCAUCUUCAGGGAGGAGCAGGAGGAGUACAUCCGGGAGCAGAUCAGCUGGCAAGAGCUUCCCUUCAGCGACAACCAGGCCGUCAUCAACCUCAUCGCCGCUAAGCCUCAUGGGAUACUGAGGAUCCUGGAUGACCAGUGCGGCUUCCCCCAGGCGACAGACCACACCUUCCUCCAGAAGUGCAACUAUCACCAUGGGAACAGCGAUCUGUAUGCCCGGCCAAAGAUGCCCCUCCCAGAGUUCACACUGAAACACUACGCUGGGAAAGUCACAUACCAAGUGCAUAAGUUCCUCCAUAAGAACUUUGACCUGGUGCGUCAGGACGUUCUGGAGCUGUUCAGUAGGAGUAAGAACCGCAUGGUGUCCAACCUGUUCCUCCAACACAGUGAGGGUCUGGCGUCUCAGCAGCGUUCUGCCGCCAGGAGGGGCUCCACCGCCCGCCGCCUCGCCGGCAACACCGUCAGCGCCAAGUUCCAGAGUAGUCUGCAGGACCUGGUGGAGAAGAUGGAGAGAUGUAACCCGUACUUUGUACGUUGCAUCAAGCCAAACCAGCACAAGGAGCCGGGCCAGUUUGAGACGGAGCUGGUGAAGACUCAACUACGUUACUCUGGUAUCCUGGAGACCAUACGCAUCAGGAAGGAGGGAUACCCAAUCAGAAUACCCUUCUACCAAUUCCUCAACAGGUACAAGGCGUUACUGUGUCUAAAGGAGGUACCUCCAGCGGACGGGGAGACCUGUGUUGAGAUGAUCCAUAAACUCUGUCCUGUUAAACCUGGGACAUACCAAGUAGGAGUUACCAAGAUGUUCCUGAAGGAGGAGCUGUACCAACUGAUGGAGUGGAAGCGUGAUCUGGUGUUCCACGUGGCUGCCGUGACCCUGCAGCGUUACACACGGCUGUACUUCAUCAGGAAGAGACGGAACAAGUUCCGAAACACCAUGAUUCAACUACAGACCUUCUGUAGAGGACACCUGGCAAGGAAGAGGUUUGCUCUGAAGAGGAAGUACCUCAUCAAGUUCCGUUCCAUCGUGUUGCUCUACAUCAACCGUCGAAGCUAUAUGAAGGCGGAGAUCGAGCCAAUCAGGAGAGCCGAGGAGGAGUUUAGGAGGAUAGAGGAGGAGCGGGCCAACAGAGAAGUUGUGAACGUUACAACUCUGCCCAUCCCUGCUGAGUUGGGGUUUCUGCUGCAGGCUACCUCAGGUGGCAGGGAGCUCCACUCUGAGUGCCUAGCUCUGGUCCAGGCCCCUAAGGUCCAGGUGGAUCCUCAGCUGACUCUGCCGUUGAACAUCAACAACUACCUCAUCACUCACUACAUAAGGACCAUCUUCAGGGAAGCCUUAUUUGGGAUGUUGUUUGCUCCGUUGGAGCGCUCUCUGACCCGGGUGGACGAGGAACUGAAUCAGCCAGCGGUGGACGUCUUUAUGCUGAUUCUGAGGUUCAUGGGGGACCCCGACCUGAACGGAGCUCAGGAGAACCUGUUUGGGAACUACAUCAUCCAGAAAGGACUGGCCAAUCAGAGCCUCCGAGAUGAGAUCCUGGCACAGGUAGCCAAUCAAGUGUGGCGAAACGUCAACCCUCAGAACUCAGAACGCGGUUGGCUCCUCCUCUCCGCCUGUCUCUCCUCCUUCCCUCCCUCGCAGCGGCUGGAAAAAUACCUGCUAAAGUUUGUCUCAGACUUCGGUCCAGGAGGAUAUGACUGUUUGUGUCAACACCGUCUACUCCAGUCAAUGCAGAGGACUUCACUGGGUUACCACGGCGCCCGGACCUACCCUCCCUGUCUACUGGAGUGGACCGCCAACCGCAAGAGAGCUCACACUGUGCUACAGACACACUAUUACAAUGGUGUGUCCUUCCUGUGUCCACUGCACUCAUGGACCACUGGGGAGGUCCUGGCCAGAGACAUCUUACAGCACGUCGGUGUGUCUGAGGAUAGGCGGGGCUGGUCUGUGUUGCUACGGGAACCGUCCCAGUGGGUGGAGCUGGAGGGCGGUGACUACGUGUUUGACUUGAUCUCAGACCUGGAGUUGCCAGCUGACUUCUCCAAACUGAAGAACUACUUCAUCAUAUCAGCACAGGACUCCAGCAGGCUCAGGACUGACACGAGCAUUAGCCUGUUGGGCAGUGGGUUUGGACCAGAUGAAGGCCUUUCUAGACCCUCCAUGCACACCACCAGCAGACACAGCUCUGGGGGGCUCUACGGACAAGAGCCCCAGAGAGGGAUGGACCGUUACCUUGAUAGCCUGUUCGACCAUGUUCUCUCAGACAGCACUGGAGACCAGGAGCAUCCAUCUGGUCUCUCCAACAGGAUGCAGGGGGGUGGGGGUGUCGGAGGGGGGAGAUGGGACCCCCAGCCGGGCUCCAGCACCCCUUACUCCUCCCAGCCACCCCCCGGAGCGGUGAGAGUUUUGCCGAUGUUGCCGGUGGUCCCGGUGGUCCCGGUGGUCCCGGUGGUCCCGGAGGUCCCGGUGGUCCCGGUGGUCCCGGUGGCUUCUGUAGUAGAUCAACAGCAUGCUGUCAUGGCCCAGCAGCAACACGCCAUCAUGAACCAACAGGCCAUCAUUAUGGCCCAGCAGAUGACAAUGCAGGCCAUGGCUUUAGUAACUUCCCCCAUGACCUCGCCCCCUUCUUCCCCCCUCACCUCACCCCCCAUGAGCCCCCUCCUCCCCCACUCCCUCCCUCCUAGCCCCUACACACAUUUCCCCCCGAGCCCAUAUGCUAGCAUCACUCCUAGCCCUUAUGCCACUUCCAGUCCAGCGAGCCCGUAUGCUGUCAUGCCUCCCAGCACCUAUGCUGCUUCCCCUGCCACCUCCAGUCCAGUGAGUCCGUAUGCUGUCAUGCCUCCCAGCACCUAUGCUGCUUCCCCUGCCACCUCCAGUCCAACCAGCCUCCCUGACCCCUAUCCUGCCCAGAGCCAGAACCUGAGACCCAACUCCACUACCCAGCCUGCCCCUGUCUACCCUGGGGCUAGCCAGCCCACCAGUAAAGACGGGGUUCCUCACCAGAAGUCUCCAGCCAUCCCCAUCAACAAGGAACCUGCCAGGAAGUUUGCCCCGGUGGUGACCAGUCCUGCUCCCCCUGCUGCUGAGGUGGUGAAGUCAUCAGUGUUGCCUCAGGUCGACAUCGUACCCAGCAGUAACAUCAAGGAUAUCAUCAGACAGUACGACUCUCCUCCGCCCGUGACUGAUGCCCUACCGCCCGGCAAGAGGAGACCAGAGGGGAAGUUUAUGAAGAUGCAGAAUCCUCGUGAUGAAGCUCUACAGAUCCUCAAACCUCAGAUGGACAACCCACCACCACAGCCCAAGCGUCCGUUAGGCCCAAGCCCCUCUGCAAUGGCUCUAAAGGAAGCAGGGAUUAACCCCACCAAGAGGGCCAGGAAGAGGGCCCCUGAACCACUCCCUCUACCAGUAUCGCGGGAGCUGCCAGUGGAGGUAGAGACUAUUCAGACCCAGCUCCAUCGCAGCACAACACAAGAACACUACACCUACACCAACGUACCCUGGAAGAUCUACAUCAGGAAGGAGGUGUUCUACCCUAAAGACAGCCUUAGUCAUCCCCUGGUGCUGGACCUCAUUUUCAAACAGAUAGUGAAUGACACUCUGUCUCAGGCAUGUGUUAGAAUCUCCAAUCAGGAGAGAAUGAAGAUGAAGUCUCUGUUUGAGAAACAUGGCGUAGAGCGGAACACGGGCACAGUGGACGAGGCGGUGAAGAAGGAGGUUGUCACAGUAGCCAAGGAAUCCUGGGAUAUUUAUUUCUCAUGCCUAUUUCCUGCCUCUGGUAGUGCAGGUACAGGGGUACAGGUGUUGUCUGUUUCUCACACCGGGAUCAGGCUCCUGAAGACAGUGAAGAGCAGCAAUGAUGUGUCGGACUACUUCAGAGUGCUACGACAUUACACCUACGCAGACAUCCUUUUUCUGACCAUACCUUCAGGGAACAUGCUGGAGUUCAACCUGACCAAUGAGAAGCUUAUUCUGUUCUCAGCCAAGGCUCCACAGGUCAAACACAUCGUGGACUGCUUCAUCACUGAGAUCAAGAAGGACUCUGAGUAUGUGGUAGCAGAGCGUAACUUUGUGACAGACGAGCGUCCUCUGCUCGCUUUCCAUAAAGGUGACAUCAUCAGGCUGCAGGUCACGGAAGGACUGGAAAAGGGAUACAGCUACGGCUCUGUUGUGAGGAAGAAGGUGAUGUUUCUGGAGGAGAUGAAGAGAGACACGCCAGACUUUGGUUGGAAGUUUGGGGUGUUUGGUCGUGCAGGGGCGUUCCCGACAGAUUGUGUCCGUCCCGUCGCCGCCCCUGACUUCCUGUCCCUCCCGGUCGACCGCAGGGCGGAGCUUAAAGGAGGAGCAGGGCGGGUUGCCGUGACAUCAGCAAUGGCUGUGGCCGUGGCGUCCAGCGCGGCCGCUUACGAGAUAGACCCCACCCUGGAGGAGGGGUUUGAUGAGGUCCUAGAGAUCGAUGCGAGCGUUCUGCAGGACACGCGGUACGAUAUGGUGGAGUUCGCAAAGAAAUACUUCAGACAACCGGCUGCUAAGGGGGCCUCUGUGAAGUCCAAGAAGCCCAAAGAUACCAGAGAUCCCUUUGAAAUGGUCAGGUUCUCCAAGUCUCCACUGUCUGAAUCUCUGAUAGAGUUCACUGAUCCUGCUAUGAACAGAGUGGCUACAGACAUCUUCCUAUCGGUCAUGCGUUUUAUGGGAGACCACCCCCUGAAGGGCCUGACAGAACAAGAAGUAGUCAACACCUUCCUGAAGCUGAUUGGACAGUUUGGUCUGAUGAAGGAUGAAGCCUACUGUCAAAUCCUCAAACAGAUUACAGGAAACACCAGCUCUAAACCGGACAGUUGUCAGCGUGGCUGGAGGUUGCUUUACAUCCUGACUGCGUUCCAUCGCUGCUCUGAGGUCCUGAAGCCCUUCCUGUUGAAGUUCCUACAGAAUGCCUCUCGCAGCCAGGGAGUAGUGUUCCAGGGCAUAUCAAAGGCUUGUGAGCAGAACCUGAGGAAGACCUAUCGGUACGGAGGACGCAUCAUUCCUCCCAGCAGCAUGGAACUGAAAGCUACGGUGGCGGGGAGGAGCUCCAAGCGACAACUGUUCCUGUUCCCAGGAGGCAUCGAACGGCACAUGAAGAUCAAGACUUGCUCUGUGGCGCUGGACGUGAUAGAGGAGCUGUGUUACGAGAUGGGUCUACACAGACUGGAGGCCGUUGACGAGUACGCUGUCUUCCUGGUCACGAAAAGAGGUGAGAAUGUCCGUCCCCUCAAUAAGAGGGAGUACAUCCUGGACAUUGCUACGGAGGCGGAGCCAGUGGACAGUAACUACAGCCUGUGGUUCAGGAGGGUCAUCUGGACACAGACGCUCAAAUUUGACAACGAGCUCUGUGUCACCAUGCAUUAUAACCAGGUGCUUCCAGACUACCGUAAGGGCUUGAUGAACAUCCUGCCCAGAGGAAAAGUCUCUGAACAGCUGUUCCUCCAGAUCUCUAAACUAUCAGCUCUACAACACAGAGCCAAGGACAUGACGUUCAUACCCAGCAUCCAUGAGUUGUCGGAGUACAUUCCCCCCCUUCUGUUUGGGAAGCAGCCCCCCCAGGCAUGGGUCACCAUGGUAACUCAGCACAUGCAGCAGGUCCAGAGCCUCAACCCGCACCAGGCCAAAACCCAGUUUCUGGGUCUGGUCAGUGCGUUCCCCAUGUUUGGCUCCUCCUUCUUCUACGUCCAGUCUAGCAGCAGUGGCUCCAUCGACGCUCCCUGUAUCCUGGCUGUCAAUCAAAAUGGACUGCACUUUCUCAACAAGGACACUCACGAGCUGCAGACAGUGGUCCCCCUGGCGGAGGUGCAGUCUACCCGCACCCAGAGACCCUCGUCCGGGACCAGCUACCCCUACGUAGACCUCACUCUGGGAGAUCUAACCACUCACAGAGUCACGCAGAUACAGCUCAAACAGGGAUUGGAGCUGUGUCGGGUCAUUGCCAUGCACGUGGAGAACAUGCUGUCUGUCAGGGAGAAGAGACUCACCCUGCCACCCAGCGAGGUCACUGUGUUAUAA
Molecule: messenger RNA, 7095 nt
Organism: Oncorhynchus masou masou (cherry salmon)
Lineage: Eukaryota; Metazoa; Chordata; Actinopteri; Salmoniformes; Salmonidae
Product: unconventional myosin-XV-like
Cellular component (GO): myosin complex; cytoskeleton
Molecular function (GO): protein binding; ATP binding; cytoskeletal motor activity
Source: RefSeq, a predicted model, not a curated record